AUGUACGUGCCGUCCGCCGGCGGAGCGGGGGACGGCGGCGCCGAGACGAAGCUCCCGGUGCUGGUCUACUUCCACGGCGGCGGCUUCAUCAUCGGCAGCUUCGCCUCGCCGGAGUUCCACACCGUGUGCCUCCGCCUCGCCGCCGAGCUCCCCGCCGUCGUGCUCUCCGCCGACUACCGCCUGGCCCCGGAGCACCGCCUCCCCGCGGCGGUCGAGGACGCGGACACCCUCCUCUCCUGGCUCGGCGGCCAGACCGAUCCGUGGCUCGCCGACGCGGCGGACCUGGGCCGCGUGUUCGUGUCGGGCGACUCGGCGGGCGCCAACAUGGCGCACCACGCCGCCGCCCGCGCCGGCGCCGCGUCGGGACGGCGCCUACGCCUGGCCGGGUGCGUGCUGCUGUGGCCCUACUUCGGCGGCGAGCGGCGGACGGCGUCCGAGGCGGCCUGCCCUGGCGACGUGUUCCUGACGCUCCCGCUGUACAACCAGAUGUGGCGCCUGGCGCUGCCGGCGGGGGCGACGAGGGAUCACCCGGCCGCGAACCCGUUCUGGCCGGAGGCGGCAGCGGGCGGUCCGGGCGGCCCCGCCCCCGGCGAGCUCCCGGCGAUGCUCGUGGCGGCCGGGGACCGCGACAUGCUGAUCGACCGCGUCAGGGAGUACGUGGCGCGGGUGCAGGCGGCCGCCGCGGGGAACAAUAACAGGCGCGUCGACCUCGUCGAGUUCCCGGGGGCGGGCCACGGGUUCGCCAUCUUCGAGCCGGACGGCGAGGCGGCGGGCGAGCUGGUCCGCGUCCUACGGCGGUUCGUGCAUGGCGGGGACGGCGCCGCCUCCCCGGCGCCGCGCAGCGUCUGA
Molecule: messenger RNA, 849 nt
Organism: Miscanthus lutarioriparius
Lineage: Eukaryota; Viridiplantae; Streptophyta; Magnoliopsida; Poales; Poaceae
Source: the annotation of a GenBank genome assembly